Trichoderma asperellum CBS 433.97 is the source of this 624-nucleotide messenger RNA. RefSeq lists its product as uncharacterized. NCBI's taxonomy places the organism in Eukaryota, Fungi, Ascomycota, Sordariomycetes, Hypocreales, Hypocreaceae. Gene Ontology annotation, cellular component: membrane. The record is from RefSeq and is a predicted model, not a curated record. Gene Ontology annotation, biological process: monoatomic ion transport. Gene Ontology annotation, molecular function: mechanosensitive monoatomic ion channel activity.
AUGAGUUCUGCCAAACGCCCAGAUCUCUCCUCUUCAUCUCACGAUAUCGAGAUCGGCGGCCCCAGUGAGACAGAUUCGCUCCUCGACAGAGGCCGAACGAAAAUGACGCGGUUUUUCCAUGGCUUUGUCGAUUUUGCGUUUCAAGGGAAUAUUCUGCAGAUUGCAUUUGGCUUAAUUGUCGCCGCCGCCUUCACAGACCUCGUCAAAUCCUUCGUCAGCGCCAUCCUCAUGCCCCCAAUCGCCAUCAUCCUCCCCAUCAACAAGAACAUUGAGGAGAAAUUCGCCGUCCUGCGCGCAGGUCCCAACUACAACUCCUCUUCGCCUAGCGGUGGCUACAACACGCUUAAUCAAGCCCAAUCGGACGGCGCCGUCGUCAUGGCGUACGGCUCAUUCAUCUACCAGAUGGUGUCUUUCAUCAUGGUUGGGUUUUCGCUGUAUGGGCUGGCGCACGUGUAUACGCUGCUGUCGCAUGAUCCGAUUAUUAAGUAUUCGAAAAAGUGCCAGUAUUGUUUGAAGAGGAUUAACGAAAAGUCUCGCCGGUGUAUCAAUUGCAGUAGUUGGCUUGAUGGCAGGGAAGACCUCCCUCAGCCUGAGUGGCGAGAUUCUUCAUCAAGUGAUUCUUGA